Messenger RNA from Lipotes vexillifer (Yangtze River dolphin), 504 nucleotides. It is a transcript of the gene TMEM220, whose product is annotated as transmembrane protein 220. NCBI's taxonomy places the organism in Eukaryota, Metazoa, Chordata, Mammalia, Artiodactyla, Lipotidae. The record is from RefSeq and is a predicted model, not a curated record. The transcript is spliced from 6 exons. The coding region runs from base 1 to 504 and encodes 167 amino acids.
AUGGCGCCUGCGGCCGGGCGCCGGGCGUCGGGCCUGUGGCGCGCCUGCAACUGGCUCAUGGGCGCCUUCUUCGCUCUGGCGGCCUUCGUGCAGGUAAAUGAUCCAGAUGCAGAAGUGUGGAUGGUUGUGUAUACCGUUCCUGCCGGUCUGACCCUGCUUGUUGGACUUAACCCUCUUGUCACAGGUGACUUUAUUUGGAAGAGUGUCUCUGCAAUACACAUAUUCUUCUGUAUCGUGUGGGGUGUUGGCUUGGCAUACAACCUCUUGCUUCAUACAAAACAGAACAUCUUGCAUGAGGAAGAAGGCAGGGAGCUCUUUGGUCUGGUGAUUAUCACAGCAUGGCUGAGCCUGUGCCACAGCUCAUCAAAGAACCCAGUUGGUGGAAGAAUUCAGUUGGCUAUUGCUAUCAUAGUUGCUCUUUUCCCAUUGAUCUCAUGGGUCUAUGUAUAUAUAAACAAAGAGAUGCGGUCCUCCUGGCCAACUCAUUGCAAGACAGUAAUUUAA